Molecule: messenger RNA, 585 nt
Organism: Encephalitozoon cuniculi GB-M1
Lineage: Eukaryota; Fungi; Microsporidia; Unikaryonidae
Exons: 1
Coding region: 1-585 (194 amino acids)
Source: RefSeq, marked provisional
AUGGCUGAGAAAGAUAUUCCAAGCUUGAUAGAGGAGGAGAAUGGUAUCAAGGAAGACUUAAAGAUUUGUGAAGAAACCCUGGAGAACAUAGGGGCCCUGGCCAUCCGCAUACAAUCCUUUUCAAGAUCGGUAUCCAGCUUAGGCCCUGGCAACCCGGAGGCUGAAAGGUUAUCCAGGCAAGCAGAUUUGUUUAAUAAGGCUGUCCUGAGGCUGGGAAGCCAGAGAUCUAAAAAAAGAAAUGAAAAAAAGGAGGAAAUGAUCAGAUCCAGGGUGGGUGUUGAAGAAGGGUAUAUGGAGAAUACGGGUACGCCUCAACCGGUUACUGAUGACGAUUUCUUUUCUUCCAGCACCAAAAGAAUAAAUGAUGUGCUGAUGAAUGCCAUGGAUGCAUUUGAGACAGUCAAGAGACAAAAUGUAUAUAUAAGCAGGACAAACGAGAGAAUAAGAGCGGGCCUGAAUCGAAUAGGCCUUAGCAAACAGCUUAUUGACCAAAUCGACAGAAGAUAUUUAUCAGACAGGGUCCUCUUCAUGGGAGGAGUUGUAUUGCUUGUUGUUGUGUUUUUUCUUCUUAGGUUUUUCUUGUGA